UGUUUCGCUUGACGGCUGUGUUUUUCCCAGCCACUUCGCUGCGCUGCGGCCAUUUCCUCCGUCUCUGCUCUCGUUUCCUGCUUGUGCUGCUUGACAGAAGUGUCUUCCGUCUCUGACAAGACUCAACAGAGGCUCGGCUCCGCUUCACUACCCCCGGCUGGCCCCCCUGCCAGCUGAAACCCGUCGGGAUGGAUCCAGCAAGCCGAUAUCAAGUGCUGCACAAUGAAGACGACCCCUCAGAGGUCUCCUCCAGCGAGCAGCAGCCGUCCACUUCUGCCCAAGCCCAGGCUGGACCGUCCCAGGACCCGAGCCAGGGCCACACCUGCUCGCCCUCAACAUCUGCAUGCAGGACUCAGGCGGAAGCGGAGGCUCCUCCUCCUCCGUACGCCUCCAUUGACCUGGGAGCCACCGCGGCGGUCCCUGAAACCAGUUUCCAGGCUGACUUCCCAGUGCCUCCGCCAUACAGCGUCGCCACCUCCCUGCCCACCUACGAUGAAGCAGAGAAGGCCAAAGCUGCUGCCAUGGCCGCCUCCACUGUGGAGGUGAUUCCACGGGACGACGAGUUCCCUCCUCGAGAUGAUUUCAGCGACGCAGAUCAGCUGAGAGUCGGGAAUGACGGGAUCUUCAUGCUGGCCUUUUUCAUGGCGUUCCUGUUCAACUGGAUUGGUUUCUGCUUGUCCUUCUGUCUGACCAACACAAUUGCAGGACGCUACGGCGCCAUCUGCGGGUUUGGCCUCUCACUUAUCAAGUGGAUUCUCAUCGUCAGGUUUUCCGAUUACUUCACCGGCUACUUCAACGGUCAGUACUGGCUGUGGUGGAUCUUCCUGCUGCUAGGUCUGCUGCUGUUCUUCAGAGGUUUUGUCAACUACCUAAAAGUACGCAACAUGUCAGAGAACAUGGCCACUUCACAUCGAACGCGCCUCUUCUUCCUCUAUUGAAAAGGUUCCCCACAUGGCCAACACCAUUCCUCUCCAAUGUGAAGUCCCUUCUCUCCUCCCUUGAAUGAUCUGUCCCUGGAGUUUCUGCAGUGAAGAGGUGAAAUGGAGUGGCUGAAGGAGAGAAGGUGAAAGACCCAAGACAUCAAACUACUUUUGGUUGAGCAGGAACGCGAUUCAUAUGUGCAUGGACAUCUUAAUAAUGUCAAGUUUUGCACUUUUCCAUAUAUUUUCCAUGACAUGAAAUAGUUUUAAUCAGCAGUGCACGCUUUAUGAAGACAAACAGAAAUAUAAACAACAUCGCAACAGAGCUCGACAGGGCAAAGUCACAGAGUGCAAAAACCGCAAUGCAUUGUGGGCUUUGGGGUCAAUGGUAAGGUGCGUUUACAACCGUGACACCAGCUCUCUGCGCCGUGCUUCUGUUAAAGUUCAUUUGUUAAAUGUUGAUCAUGGUGCAAACUUGUUGUGUUAUUUAACUGACUGCUUCGGGAAGAAAAAGAACAUAGGUUUGCGAACCCAUUUUUCCGAAGUGGAAGAAAUGCCAAGGACUUGGUUACGGAAGUUGCAAAGAUGCGCUGAAUUGCCUUUCGAUGCAAGCACUCAACACAUGGUUGUGUUAUCUGCAUUUCCAGACUGGAAAGCUUGAAUGAACCAGGUCUGAAUCAAAGCACGUGUUCAGCUGUUUCACAAGUAGCACUUAAAAAUGCUGCUGGUGCCAGCGAAGCUAGCAACAAACAAAGGCAACGUAGAUCAUCUCUCUUCAAACACAGGAGAGUGGUUUGGAUUUCACGGACUCAAUGAAAUUAACCGUCGAAGCAAGUGUUGUUUCGGAAGUAGCAUACGCAAAUGCAAUGCCUACCGCGUCUACUCAUUCAUUUUAAGUUCACUUCGUAGUUGACCGCAUGCGGAUCAGUACCGUUGUGUUCUGAUCCUAUGUGUCAGGUUUGUCUCGGCUUGGUCCAUCGUUUUCUUUUUUUUUUUUGUUGCUUCACACCGCAUUCCACGGUGAAUGUAAACAAACACUGUUGACCGUAAACAUGGUUACCACGACCCACAAUGCAUUGCCAAAUCAUGUGACCUUUCAAACUGGCACCCCAUGGUCUCUUCCGACUUUGACAGCUAGCUUUUACACACCAAGUCCUGAAAAUUCAAGUCGACCAUUUUUGGUAGCAGAUCAUAUAGCGAGUACAAUUUGGGUCAUACCAUCCAUCCAGCAAACCAAUCUGUUUUUGAACAAAAAGUAAUAAAAUAGCACAAACUGUAUUUGAUCCGUACAAAUGUCGAAGCUGCUCGAACUUGUGAUGACCAGAAACAGUACCCUCCGAUGGCGAAAUCAUUAUUACAAUAUUCUAAAAUCUUGUUUCUGACCUAUGCAGCUACUUUUUUGUUCAUGUAUAAUUUGACAAAUGUCAGAGGGCUUGUUUAGAGUUAGAGUAAAUAUAACGCAUUGCUUUUGUCUGCAUAUAAAGUGGAUGCUCUGUUCAAAACUGGGAAUGCACUGGACACAGUCGUGAAGUUCAGCCCAAGAAAAUCAUGUCUUUAGCCGCCAUCUGGUCACAGUUAAUGUCUGUUGGAAGAAACACAAUCUCAUUUUGAAGGUACAGCUGCAGAUUUAUUUGACGCCAUUCAUCUCAUUAACCUCAAACCCGGCACAAAUUGUUUUGUUUUUUUUUUUUGCUCCCUUGUCCAGUGCGUUCCCAAACAAAGCUGAACAAAUGGCCAAAAAUGUUAUUGCAAGUCACAUGCGAGUGUGACUGGAUUGAGCGGCGUCAUGUUUGUGUAGAGCGUUUGCUUCAGCAGCAUAUCCUGCGGCGACAUCGGCGUUGCUGCUGCAGACGGGUGCAACACAACUCGGAGUCUUAUGCAAUGUAGUUUAGCAACUACGACAACACUUGUGAAUGUGCUGUAGUAAUAACAACAGUGAAAUAGCUCUGUAGUGUAGUGCGUCAAACGGUGACAUCAGCCCGAGGUGACGUGGUCGUUGAUAUUUCUAGCAAAGUGUGAACACAGAGGUCAGCAAUACAUCAAGUGUCAGCAGGUGUGCAUGUUCUGCAUGAUGUAAAGACGCAUCUCUCCAGUCAAUGAACCGUCGUCGACAGCAGAGAGCAACUGACCGCAACAGCUCUUGCCAAUUUACCAUGUUUGCACUUUGAAUUGUACAGAAUAACUUGUGAAUGUUGUUCACAAAAUGAGCUGACUGGAAUUCUUAAUUGUCCUGAAACUAUUUUUUUUUCCUUUUUUUUUGCCUUGUUUGCACUUUUUACAGCCAAGUAAACUGUGACAGCUUUGGUGUUGCCAAACUUUUUUUUUUUAAAUGCUGUUUUGUACAGGGUUGGAGUCACACUUGACCCUGCGACAAGCGAAACGAAAAUCUCAAUUAACUCUGCGGUGAGUGAGUGGGGUGAAGUUACAUAUUUGUAUAUACUGAUGGGAAGUAAAUAAAGACGGCGGCUAUGCUUAUAUAAAUAUUAUUUUUUUGCCCAUAACACAACUUUUCAGUCUCAAUGCAUCUAUUGUAAUUUAAUUGACAAUUGCAAAGACAGCCAAUAAAGUCCAAGCGCCUGCCACUGAA
Messenger RNA from Synchiropus splendidus (mandarinfish), 3507 nucleotides. RefSeq names its product Nedd4 family interacting protein 2 (gene ndfip2). Gene Ontology annotation, cellular component: perinuclear region of cytoplasm; Golgi apparatus; endoplasmic reticulum. The record is from RefSeq and is a predicted model, not a curated record. Gene Ontology annotation, molecular function: WW domain binding. The coding region runs from base 189 to 938 and encodes 249 amino acids. The transcript is spliced from 8 exons. Lineage: Eukaryota; Metazoa; Chordata; Actinopteri; Syngnathiformes; Callionymidae. Gene Ontology annotation, biological process: positive regulation of protein ubiquitination; vacuolar transport; ubiquitin-dependent protein catabolic process.